Messenger RNA from Salvelinus fontinalis (brook trout), 5395 nucleotides. RefSeq names its product BCL2 associated athanogene 3 (gene bag3). Gene Ontology annotation, molecular function: transcription coactivator activity; protein-folding chaperone binding. The transcript has 4 exons. Gene Ontology annotation, biological process: positive regulation of transcription by RNA polymerase II; hippo signaling. The record is from RefSeq and is a predicted model, not a curated record. The coding region runs from base 381 to 2465 and encodes 694 amino acids. Gene Ontology annotation, cellular component: nucleus; cytoplasm. NCBI's taxonomy places the organism in Eukaryota, Metazoa, Chordata, Actinopteri, Salmoniformes, Salmonidae.
GUCACGGGCCAUAGACCGGUUCCCGGCGGCUCAGCAUUAUCGAAUCCGCCCAUUGACCAACGAUACAUUUAUAACUGUAGCCACGCUCUGAGCUGAAUACAUUGUACCACCACGUGUGAAGUAGUGCUAUUAUUGGAAUCUAUGGCGUAACGUUAAAUUGGGAAAUAUACAUACAAACAAACAAACAGGUGUUCCUAUCAUGGUUUUAAAUGCCAGAUCGCCUCACUGUUAGGCUGGAACCUUCUCCCUGAAUCUCGAGACACUGGAGGUGGCAAUUUUUUCCCAAUCCCAACAUUGACGGUGCUAUUUCGAGAAACUUCCAGCCCCCUUUCCCACACGUCACCGUGCGGAAUCUUUAAAGGAUCCGUUGACUGUAUAACAUGGCACAGUAUAAAGGAUCAAGGAGUUUGAGCAGCAUGAAGACACAGUCACCAAUGGUAGAUAUGGCCAAUAACAACGACCCUCUACCCCCAGGAUGGGAAAUUAAAAUUGACCCACAGACAGGAUGGCCUUUUUUUGUGGAUCACAUUAAUCGCACAACAAGCUGGAAUGACCCCAGACACGAUGUCAAAAAGGUCAGCCAGUUGUCUCAGAAUGGCCCAAGUGUGCCACCAGAGCCGAGUCCUCAGGAGAUGCAGAAGGCCUUUGUGAAGGACAUGAAGCACCCCACCCUCCGCCAGGGUUACAUCCCAAUUCCAGUCUGCCAUGAAGGCGCAGACCUCCGUCAGCAACACCCGUGUUUCUCCUACAUCCAGCCGACUGCUCUGCAAAAUGUACGGGCAGAAGGGCGGACACCCUCCCCCACCCCGACGCUCCACUGCAGGCCUAGAUCUCCUUUGCAGGGUUCCUCCGAGAGCUCUACUCCUGAGCCCUGCAUGUCCUGUUCGCCUAGUUUACAAGGACCUGAGGGCCAUCCCCUCCACCAGCCCCCGCGACCCAGCAGCACAGGCCUCCAGGCAGGUUACAUCCCCAUCCCAGUGAUCCACGAGAGGGCCGGAGGUCACACACAACAAGCCCCUGUCAAUCCUGCUCUCUACACCCAGCGCUUUCCGGCUUACUCCGAGCACCAGCCCUCCUUCCACCGACUGCAGCCAGAGGACUGGAGCAGUCAUCAUGGAGCCACGCCCUCUUCCCGGGAGCGAGCCUCCCCGUCCCCGAGCGUGCCUCCCCAGCACCGCGAGACUGCCGCUAUCCAUAUCCCACCGCAUAUAAGGAGCCAGUCUCCCCUCAGAGCACAGGUCAUUACGGAAAGACCACAGGUCCAGGUCCACCACCAUGUGCCACAGAGAGAAUCACCCCACAGAAUGGAGCAGGAGCAGGACAUCUCUCAGUAUCCCCAAACAGCGCAGAGAGAGGCUGACUCACAGCAGCGUCAACAGCCACAGAUCUCACAGCAACCACAGCAGCCACCACAACAGUACCAAGGACCACAACAACCACAGCAGCAACAACAUUAUCACCAACAGCCACUACAAUACCAACAGCCACAGCAGCCACAACAACAGCCACAGCAGCCACAACAACAGCCACAGCAGCCACAACAACAGCCACAGCAGCCACAACAACAGCCACAGCAGCCACAACAACAGCCACAGCAGCCACAACAACUCCCACAGCAGCCACAACAGUACCAACAGCCAAAACAACCACAACAAUACCAACAACCUGAACAGUACCAAAAAUCACAACAACCACAGCAGUACCAACAACCUGAACAGUACCAAAAACCACAACAGUACCAACAGCCACAACAAUACCAACAACCUGAACAGUACCAACAACCACAACAGUACCAACAGCCACAGCAAUACCAACAACCUGAACAGUACCAAAAACCACAACAGUACCAACAGCCACAACAAUACCAACAACCGGAACAGUACCAACAACCACAGCAACCACAGCUGUAUCAGCAACCACAACAGUCCCAGCAACAACCACAACCUCCACAACAACCCCAGCCACAGCCGCAACUGCAGCCGCAACAGACAGCAAACAUCACAGUCCAGAUGUCCCCGAAACCAGAAGCCCAGGAGCCAGUGGCUGUUCCUGCUCCACAGGAGGACUUGCCCCCAAAAGCAGAAAAUGAGCCCGGCGCUCAGUGUCACCCAGGCUUGGCUAAAGUGCAAAAGAUAGAGGAGAGAGUGGCGAAACUGGAGCAAGAGGUGAAAUGCUUUGAUGGGAAGAAGAACGAUAAGAGGUACUUGCUGCUGGAGGAGCUGUUGACCAAAGAGCUUUUGGCACUGGACUCAGUGGACCCAGAGGGGCGUGUGGACGUGCGACAGGCGCGACGUGACGGAGUCCGGAGGGUCCAAACCACACUGGAUGCACUGGAGAUGCUGGAUGAGCGGCCAUCGGGGUCAAUCAAUGAGUCCCCGAUGGAGGGUGACAGCCCGCCACAGAAAGUAGAGCAGCCCAGCAUGAUCAGCCAAGCGAAUGUGGAAAUGGCCAGAGAGAUCUCAUAAUGACUGCAUAGCUUUAUUAUAGUGAAGAGGAGAGAAACGUAAUCAAAGAGAACGUGGAAAUAGGCUGCUCUCAAUGCUCCCUAUACCCGCCUUUCAACUGCAGAUAUCACAUAUGAACUAUACGAUGCAUGUAUUUCUUAAUUUACAGUGUUAGUAUUGUCUGGCAUUCACCACAUUCUAUGGUGGUAUCUGAGUGCAUCAUGUAUUCAAUGAUGUUAAGCCAUUGUUGUUGCCUUUUGCUGUGCCAAUGUCUUUUUGCAAGACCAUUUUCAUGAUCAAUGUGUUAAAGAGACAUGCAUAAUAGAGGUUAUAUAAGAGGCCUUUAUCCAUCCAUAUAUAAGAAAAAAAUUUACCUGUAUGUAGUUAAUUUCGGCUCAUGUGAUGUGGUUGUUUUUAAAGUUAUUCAAUUCAUAUUCAAGAACACUGGUAUGUAUAGCAGUAGACAACUCCUCUAUAAGAAAGGGCUUCUGUGGAAAUUGUCAGAGAUGUUUAAUAUUUCCCUCUUAUUUUUAAUCGACUACUUCGAGAAACAAUAUUUACCUCAGAUUCCGUCAGAAGAAAUGGGACAAAUCAAUGUUAGUGAAUGUUAAAGACUCAGUCAGAGAAAAGUAUUUAUUUUUGUGCCUCAGAUGACAGAGCCAUUUGAGAGCAAAAUCUUCUUAUUUGUUUCUCAAAAAAACAACAAACAAGUUAUUUCACACACAUACCCAACAAAUGAUAUGGUUCAUUUGGGUUUCAUUAGUUUCAGCCUGUAGGUGCAUUGCCUGUUUUGCUGUCCUGGGCCUGGUUACAUAAGACAUCUUCAGUUAAUUUCCCCUUUAUCUUUUCCCCUUAAAGUUUCCUUAACUUUAAGUCAGUUGCACAAAACAUUUUAAGGUGAAUUUCCCCCUUAAAUAAAGUGAAAAAGUUCAGGGUGCCCAUGAGUUCCCUUGUGCUUCAUUUACUAUGGAUAUCAAAUCAAUGUACACAGAAAAUGUGGAGGUCAAUGUUGCUGUCCUCUGCCCUGGUUGCAAAAGGAAAACAUCAACCAGCUAGCUAGGUGUAUACAGUGCAUUCAGAAAGUAUUCAGACCCUUUGACUUUUUCCACUUUUUGUUUUACAUUAAACAUUUAAUUUAAAUUUUAAAAAACAACGGAAGUACCUUAUUUACAUAAGUAUUCAGAACCUUUGCUGUGAAACUCCAAAUGUAGCUCAGUUGAAUCCUGUUACCAUUGAUAAUCCUUGAGAUGUUUCUCCAGCUUGAUUGGAGUCCACCUGUGGUCAAUUCAAUUGAUUGGACAUGAUUUGGAAAGGCACACACCUGUCUAUAUAAGGUCCCACAGUUGACGGUGCAUGUCAGAUCAAAAACCAAGCCAUGAGGUCAAAGAUAUUGUCUGUAGAGCUCCGAGAGAGGAUUAUGUCGGGGCACAGAUCUGGGGAAGGGUACAUUGAAGGUCUCCAAGAACACAGUGUCCUCCAUCAUUCUUAAAUGGAAGAAGUUUGGAACCACCGAGACUGUUCCUAUAGCUGGCCAACCCGGUCAAACUGAGCAAUCCGGGGAGAAGGGCCAUGGUCAGGGAGGUGAAAAAGAACCCGAUGGUCACUCUGACAGAGUUCCUCUGUGGAGGUGGGAGAACCUUCCAGAAGGACUACCAUCUCUGCAGCAAGUGUACCAAACUUGUAGUGUCAUACCCAAGAAGACUUGAGGCUGUAAUCACUGCCAAAGGUGCUUCAACAAAGUACUGAGUAAAGAAUACUUAUGAAACUCUAUUUCCUUUUUCUUUUUUAUAAAUGUGCAAAAAUGGCUAAAAAGACUUUUGCUUUGUCAUUAUGGGGUAUUGUGUGUAGAUUGAGGGGGAAAACGAUUUAGUCAAUUUUAGAAUAAGGCUGUAAUGUUACAAAAUGUGGAAAAAGUCAAGGAGUCUGAAUACUUUCCCGACUGCACUGUAGAUAGCUAGCUACUUAGCUAAACAAUGGCAGGUGCACAAUCCAUGGCUACAAAGAUAGCUGGCCAGCUAGCUUACAUUUAAAAAAAAUAUUUAUUUAACUAGGCAAGCCAGUUAAGAACAAAUUCUUAUUUACAACGACGACCUACCCAGGCCAAAUCCUAACCUGAGCAACGCUGGGCCAAUUGUGAGCCGCCCUAUGGCUAGCUAGCUACCUACUCUGUAAGUUAACUUGAUGUGCAAGAAAGUAAUAGAAACUUGAUUUAUGAUCAUCUGAAUCAAUUUCUUUCUCCUGUCUUGAAUGUAGAAGUUCUAUUUUGCUAUCUCUCAAAAUAAAUGUGAUCUCUUUGCCUAAUGUUCAGUCAGUGAAUCAGGUCAUAUCCAUGGUAACCAGAGACUCUUUCUGUCAUACAUGCCUUCAAACUACUGUAAAUCCCCUUAAGUAUGCACUUACCUAAGAAAUGUUUGAGGGGCUCCAUGCAAAGCCCAAACAGUUCCCUUUAGGUAAGGAGACAUUUAAGGUAAAUCCUUAAGAGAAACUCUUCAGGUGUAUUAUGCAAGCAGGCCCUGGCACUUAUUUCACCAUUAUAAUAGGCCUAUAUUUAAAUUUUAUGAAAGGAUCUUGAUAUGUAACAUACAACAACUCCAUCCAUUGACCUUUGAUUCAAGUCUAUGGUGUAACGUUUGACAUUUCUAGAUUGUUUGAAGAAUUGUUCAUUUGUAAGUUCACUUGCAAUGUCAUCCAAAUAUCAUUCAUACAUUUUAUUUAAAGGAAUGAUUUAUUCAUUCAAGAAUACAUUGAGACAAUUUGGAUGUGAGCUGACUCAUCUCACAUGAGAUGUGAGAUGAUCAGCAUCAAAUGCUAAUCAAGAAUAACAAUUCAAGGGUCAAUGUAGUGUCAAUGUAAAAGUAUGCAUUUUUUUAAAUCACAGCUUGUGCUUUGGAGUGUUGACAGCUUGGAGUCACGUUGGCAUGGUUGCAAAUAAAAUGUAUUUUGAAAUGGUC